AUGCUCGAUGAUCCCUCUUCAAAGGCCUACCUCCGCGAACGAAAGUGGUCGAUCAAAUCUCAGGCUCGACCGCCUUCGAUUGGGCGCCUAACCCACCUGCGACAAGGUCACAUCGUUUGCCCUUGGGUUCGAUCGUUCGUCCUUACGUUUUGGCCAGUUGCCCCGGACGGUGGAGCUCUCGAGAAGAACUACGCAGGCAUAACCAACCCCACGGCAACGCCGCCCCUUGUCUUCACAACUGAGAUCAUCAAAAUGAUGGCCGAGAUAUCUGCACUCACUGAUGUCUAUUGGUACAUGGGUGUGCCGUUCAAUGACACUCAGCAUUGGCGCUUGCAGAUCGCUGAAGUCGGAGAGGCGAUGCUCGGAAAUUAUCUGAUUGGUCUACAGGUCAGGGAAUUCGCGCUCGUUCGUUUGUCCUUGCGUUCCCUCGUUUGUCCCCGCGUCCGCUCGUUUACCCUUGCUUGUCCCCGCGUUCCCUCGUUUGCCCUUGCGUUCCCUCGUUUGUCCGUAUUUUCUUUUCGCGUUCCUUCGAAGUCUGGCAAUAGCAAUGAUAAGGCGCGUCAGGAGGAUAGCGACGACGAAGAAGACGAAGAAGAUUUAACCCAGGAGGAGCACAACGAGGAAGAGGAACAACGCUUCGAGGAACUCAAUGGCGAGGCCAUUCGCCAGCGCCUCGAGCAGAAGCGCAAUACCUUUGGUAUUAAUUUCAUUAUCGGUCACAUAUAUGCAUCGCAGUUCUUCCUGCGAGGCACCCAGCUAUCGCAGCUUUCUGAGGAAUAUGACGCUUGCCUUGAUAAUAUCAACCAGACCAAGAAGGUGUUACACCAGAAAAAGCAAGUUCCCCCUGACCUACGCGCUGCAUUCAAAGAGGCUAGCGUGCGCUUUGAAGAAGCAAGCAAGGCAAGAGAGCAGCGCUGCAAGGUUGAUGAGCUCAAGAAGGAGCUUGCCUGGGCUCACGUCGCAGCGACGCAAGCGGAAAUGGAGGCAAAGCUUGAGGAAGUUGCGAAGGCGGAACGCCGCUUGCGCAAGAUCGAGGCUGAGAUGAAGACAGCCGAGUCCCAAUUCCAGCUUGCCUCCGAUGCUGUAGAACAAUUCGAUAAAGCGGAUUCCGCACUUGGCGAUAUUGAUCACCUCACCAAGCAGCGCGACGAUCUACAGGAGAAAAUGCGCGGCAACCGAGUGAAGAUAGGAAACUUCAAGGUCUAUAUACCUAUUCUUCUGCUUUACUUGUCUGACAUGAUUGUCUUUUCAUAG
Molecule: messenger RNA, 1254 nt
Organism: Suillus fuscotomentosus
Lineage: Eukaryota; Fungi; Basidiomycota; Agaricomycetes; Boletales; Suillaceae
Exons: 11
Coding region: 1-1254 (417 amino acids)
Source: RefSeq, a predicted model, not a curated record